Molecule: messenger RNA, 1048 nt
Organism: Halichondria panicea
Lineage: Eukaryota; Metazoa; Porifera; Demospongiae; Suberitida; Halichondriidae
Product: EKC/KEOPS complex subunit TPRKB-like
Exons: 7
Coding region: 377-676 (99 amino acids)
Biological process (GO): tRNA threonylcarbamoyladenosine modification
Cellular component (GO): EKC/KEOPS complex; nucleus; cytosol
Source: RefSeq, a predicted model, not a curated record
CUAGCCAAUGGAUCAAUACUGAAAGUACUUGCACUAGCGCUACUCGCGAGCACGGCGCUGCUAUUACUAACGGUCUACCUCAACAACACAAGUCUCUCCUGUCAUAAAGAGCUAUACCACGAGUACAGCAUCCUGUACAGAAAGUUAUCGGUGGUCAGGUAUCCAGCGCUGAACAGAAUAUUGACCAGCGACUACUCUUUGAAAGACCUAUCAAAUGGUUGGUUGCAGGAAUAUGAAGCGUCUCAUGCUGUACAUGAGUGACAGUCUUACCAAUGUACACUCUGGAUUGGCCCUGGGUAGACUACAACAAGUUGCUAGUACGUUCCACGUUCUGUGUGCAGUGUACAAAGCUGUAUAGUGGCCAGAGAACCAGUAAAUGAAAACUAGAAGUGUCUACUCUGAAAUAAUGUUGUCUCUCUCUCCUUCAACGAACAUCAGCGAAUCUUUCAAGAAAUUGGGAAUUAAAGACACUUCACAAGAUAUUCUCCUAGUGGCACUGCAUUCAAAUGAGGCUGAUGCAAAGGCGUCUGAUUUAUUGGGCAUGAUUGAGGGUGACCUAACACCAUUGCAAGGCAUCCACUCGUGUAAUAAUACACAGAGUAUAAUCAAGGAGUACAAUAUUCCUUCUGAAGAGCUGAUCAUAAUUAUGCUCACUAGUGAACUGUGUAGUUACUAGGCUAGUCAUCAAACACGUUACCUAGGUCACCACAGUUAAUGUGUUAUUGUUUUUGUUUGAUCAUUAUCAAGAGUUCAUGAACUCUUGUCAUUAUCAACACCCACACAUUCUUUCUUUCCACUUCUCUAGAUCUAAUGGAUCUCUAUAAACUUGCUUAGUUACUAGUAGCCCAGAAUCCAGCAAUCUGAUUGGUCAGUACAGGGUUUAUAUUUCCCAUAUUAACCUGUAAAUUCUCAUAUAAACCUGUAAUUUUCAUGUUCACAACAACCAUUCAUUAUUAAUUUUUGUGUUUUUCAAACAUGUUUUUUGUAGAUUGUAUAAAAAACAAUGAGAAGUAACUGUUCUGUUUUUGGUAAUGACAAAAAAUUAUAA